This is a messenger RNA of Olea europaea var. sylvestris, 679 nucleotides long. RefSeq lists its product as uncharacterized. NCBI's taxonomy places the organism in Eukaryota, Viridiplantae, Streptophyta, Magnoliopsida, Lamiales, Oleaceae. The coding region runs from base 43 to 420 and encodes 125 amino acids. The transcript has 3 exons. The record is from RefSeq and is a predicted model, not a curated record.
UUUCAUCCAAUCUUGAAGCAUAAUUUCCUCUACUUGAGAAAAAUGGCUCACUUCAAGAUUUUGCUUUUUCUCAGCCUUCUCUUUACUAUAGUUCUUGUGUUCUCUUCCAAAGCUUCUGCUGAUAAUGAGCCUGGGGUUGCCCAAACUCAGGGUGGCGAGCAAGUGGACCAUCACGGCGGUGGAUGGCACUGCCACCGUCCACACUGCAAAGAGGGUGCCGGUGGCGAUGAGACUCAUCGAGCCAAGACAGAGACUAAAUCUGGAGAAAUUGAGAAGGGUGGCGAGCAAGUGGACCAUCACGGCGGUGGAUGGCACUGCCACCAUCCACACUGCAAAGAGGGUGCCGGUGGCGAUGACACUCAUCGAGCCGAGACUGAGACUAAAUCUGGAGAAAUUAAGAGUACUAAUCGCAAGCCCUAGAAACCCAAAUCAAAGCACUGCAAAUAUUGGCCACACUGUUAUUAAUUUCCUACUUCUUAGUGGGGAUACUACAUUGAAUAUUGUAAAAGCAAGCAAACGGUUGCUUUAUGUAUUUUGUGUGUUUCAAGCAAUAAGGCAUCUACUGCCAUGGUGUGUUAAUUAAGCUCAUCGCUUGGUUUUAUUUACUGUCUCAAUAUUAUGCUUUGUGUUGUGCUUCAUGCAAAAGGUUUAAUGAAGAAGUUGUUUUUAAUUUUAAUAA